Podarcis muralis (Common wall lizard) is the source of this 1014-nucleotide messenger RNA. Lineage: Eukaryota; Metazoa; Chordata; Lepidosauria; Squamata; Lacertidae. The record is from RefSeq and is a predicted model, not a curated record.
GUGACACAGCUUUAGACAAUCCAUACCUAACCCUUUUAAUAUUAUUACCAGAUUUGCAUUGCAACCUCUUAAGCAUGUGUUCUCUCUCUCUCUCGCUCGCUCGCUCUCUUUUUGCAAAAACUGGUGCCAGAGCUGGGGGCUGUCCUGCCGUACAGUUGUAUUCUCUCUGUGUGCUUGCUGAGUGGGAGGGUCACACCGUGUGAGACUAAUAAGGACAGAGCUGCGUCCCCUUCUCCCACUCUUUAGAGACUCCAGCAACUCCUCGGCAACUACAGCAGCUUUGUACAGGCAUUUGCUGCGCUUCUGGGGAGGGGGAACUUAAUCAAAGAUUUCUGGUCAUUUGUUCACAUGUGUUCAAGAGGAGAUGAAGGCAACUGGAUCUUGCAUAAUUUGGCUUGGGUUGGCCAUCCUUCUUCCAGUCUCUCAUUCUAUAGCAGUCACUGAUAAAACAGCUACUGCAUGCCCAGUAUUGAAAACAGAAGGACAUCAGUUUAGCUACCAAGAAAACCUUGAUGUUUCAGGUUUUGAUUUAACCCAAAGCUUUUCUUUGAGGCAGACUUCAUGUGGAGUUGGAAAGCCUUGUUUUAAGUUGGGGAAUGCACCUCUUAUCAGAGACUCUCAGAAAGUGUUUCCAAAUGGGAUUCCAGAGGAGUAUUUCUUAACAGCCACAUUCCGUGUUAGGCGAAACAGCAAAAGAGAACGGUGGUAUUUGUUGCAAAUUUUAGAUCAGCACAACAUGCCACAGGUUUACAUCACCAUUGACGGUACAAAAAAAUUGUAGAGUACAUUGCACAGUCCACCCAGGGGGGCUCAUUGCACUACACCUUUAGAAGUCGGGAAAUACACCCUGUUUUUGAUCGGCAAUGGCACAAGCUUGGCAUCAGCGUGCAAUCAAGGAUCAUUUCUCUCUAUGUGGACUGCAGCUUAAUUGAGCAAAGGGAGAUUGAUGAGAAUACUACUACAGACUUUCAAGGGAAGAUUCUUAUUGCUACCCAUUCUUUAGAUGGCAAACCU